Saccostrea echinata is the source of this 8375-nucleotide messenger RNA. Its product is annotated as E3 ubiquitin-protein ligase TTC3-like. The record is from RefSeq and is a predicted model, not a curated record. Lineage: Eukaryota; Metazoa; Mollusca; Bivalvia; Ostreida; Ostreidae. Gene Ontology annotation, molecular function: protein binding; ATP binding; ATP hydrolysis activity. Bases 102 to 8354 code for a protein of 2750 amino acids. Gene Ontology annotation, cellular component: plasma membrane. The transcript is spliced from 49 exons.
AGUAAAUAAGAGACGACUGGUGGUUAUUCCCGGUGUAUCAACUUUCGUUUUAGUUUCAGCGAAUAGUGAAAGAAUUAUAUAUAGACACCUCAGACAAUAUCAUGUCAGACUCCGAUAGUGAAGGUGUGCCGGACUUGGUCGAGUCAUCAGAUGAGGACAUCACAAAAACAAGUCUACCCACUAAACCUGCAAGUGAGUAUUUAGAGAUCUGGAUGAAGAAAAGUGACCGUUUUCUGGACCGACAGGACAGCCAAGUUCACGUCCUAUCUCUGGGACCUUUCCUGCUGGGUCUUAAUAACUUUGUCCAAAAGCCAUGGAUUCAGGCACUUAAGGAUGUUAAACUCCUAGAAGGAAAUAGAGAAAGUGAGAUAUCGGCAUUGUCUUGGACAGAAUGGGAAUCUGUAGAUUUGGUGGAACAGGUUUUCUUAGUGAUGCAAAGAAAACUGAGGAAACAGUCUUACUUAAUCUCAUGCCUUGAUCUGGUGGACAAAGUAGAGGGAAGUAUGAAGGAAAAAAUCCAUCUGGAGGGUUGUAUUAAACUGGCAGAAGAUGUGGAAAACAUCAUGAAAAUGUGGAAUAAAAUGAACAAGUCCUCCUUGUGUAAAAAGAAUGAGAAGCAAACCAAAUUUGCAAUCAUUUAUGUAGCGAAAGUUUAUCAUAUUUUGAUCCUGGGAGUCGGUAGAGAUUCUAAGGACAUGGGAGAGGAGUUCCGAAGGAAUCAACGAAAGAGUCAUUCAGUUGAUCCAUCUAAAUACAAGGACACUGGGAAUGAACAGUAUCAGCGUGGUAAAUUUGAAACAGCAGCUGACUACUACACCAAGGCAGCCAAGGCAGACCCAUUUAACCACAUUUACUUUGGAAAUCGGGCGCAGACUUACACAAAGUUGAAAAGACAUGAGGAUGCAUUGGCUGAUGGACGCAGGGCUGUCACACUGAAACCAGACUACUGCAAAGGACAUUAUAGAUAUGCUCAAGCCUUUGCUGAUCUGGAUAAACUGGAUUAUGCCUUAGCUGUAAACAAGAAAGGCUACAUUCUGUGUAAGAAGUCACGCAACAAGAAUAUCAGUGAAACCAAUCUAAAUGAAUUAGAACAACAAGGGAAGCGACUUCAUAUGGAGAGAGAAUUAAAGAUAAGAGAGGAGCGGGUUCGAAUGGUUUUGGAGGAUAAGGAAUUUGCUGAUAAUUAUAUUGAUGAAGAAUUGCCUGCAGAGCUGAGAAAUCUUCCUGGAAGGAAACGAGUGAUAAAGCUGAGUGAUGCCAUUAAGGUCCUCAAUCAAAGCACUAAAUCCAGCAUAGAAAUCCCUGAUGUUCCCACCAGUGAUUCUUCAGCAGAUGAAGAGGAACCUGUCAAGAAAGAACCUGUCAAGAAAUUGCCAGAAAAGAAGGAAAAGAAUAAAGUUCAACCAGAGCGUGUAGCUACAAUUGAGCCAGACCUAACUAAGGAGCUUAAGAGUUUUACUGAUGAGUUUGAACAGAAGAAGAGAGAUCUGUGUAUGAGUAUAGAGGUCCUAGAGAAGGAGCAAGAGUUGAGGAACCUAGAAAAAGAACAAGAAAUGAGAAGUCUAGUGGACGAGUUUCAGAAAGGAAUCGAGGACAGGAAAGCUAACCUGGCAAGAAUUGGCUUCAUGGUAGAUGACAAUGAGGCAGGUGAUGAUGCUGAUGAUGAUGAUGAUGAAGACGGGGAAGGAAAUAGUAAUAACAAUGCACAGACUAAGAAAGAGAAGAAAAGAAAAGGGGAUAAAAAGAGACAAGAAGAGAGUCCCAAUCCAGUUUUAAAGCAACAUAAGAGAGAGAAAGGUCCAGAAGAGAACAAAGAAUCUACAGAACUGAAGAAAUACCUAGGAGAUGGAUAUGAGAAGUACUCCAAGGGCGACAAACAAAAUGCAGUAACUGAAUAUGGCAAAGCUCUUAAAAUGAUUAACAAGCACACUCUCAAGCAAUUGCUUAUUGAGAAAGUGAAUGUGGUGGCCACUAAAUACGCCUAUGGAAUCUCUGCAGUAUCAACAGGAAUCUAUAAGAUGAUCAUGGAAGGUAUUGAGAAGUUUAACGACAUUCGAUCAAAGCAUUCUGAUGUUAGAUUUCCUCUGGCAUAUUACGGACUAGGGAAGGCAUAUACAUUUCUCAACAGGUAUGGACAAGCAAUAGAUUUUAUUAAACAUGGCCUUCACAUGGUAAACAAUGUGAAGUGCAUCACCUUCUAUUGGCCAGGAACAACCAUAGUCAUUGAGGAAAGUGUGCCUGAUAAACUGCUUGCAUUGCUGACAGAUUUAUUACAUUUGGCCCUGAAUCCCCCUCCACCCGAUGCUACAUGUCGAAUACACUGUGACAGUGAUGAUGAUAGAAUUGUUAUCUACCAGUCAGACCAUGAUUAUAAAGGAUUUGUCAGAGUUAUCUGUCAAGCCAAAUGUAAAAUAGAAUUCCAUUAUAACUGUUGGAGAGUCUACAAAUCCAAACAGGGAGAAAAAAUUGGGGAUAAGGAUAUGUUGGAAAAACCAUGUCCUACCCCUAACUGUGGUACAGUCAUCGUAAAAAUAUCAAUAUUCAGACCAGAUACUAAUGAGAAAAUUUUUGAAUCAGAGAAAGCAGAAACAAAUAAAAAGCAGGAGAAGAAGAAAAAGCCAGUAUUGAAGAUGCCUCCAUCGAGUCAAGAUAAAAUUCAGAAAAAGAUGGAGAAAAAGGAACAGAAAAUGAAAAAGAAGAUGGAGAAUAAAGAAGAGAAAUCUGAUCUUGUGGAAGACGUGGAACAGAUGCUUCAGGAUAAACCUGAGAGUCAAAGGCCUGGGGUGGCAACAGGGGGAGAGGCAGGGAAAGGGGAAGUUAAACUCCCUGAUCACACAAAGCCAGUUUCUGUUCUUCGCAAAGAUGACGAGGAUGUGAAACUCAGCAAGUACAAGGGAACUAAAAAACAGAAGAACAAGAAAAAGAAAGAGAAGGCUGUAAAACAGACCAUCCCUGUGGAAGUGAACUUUACAGAUGAAAAGGAGAAGACUUUGCUGAAUGAGCACUCCAUUCCAGACUCUCCAACUAAAGACUUUUCCGUACCAACAAACAUUCAUGAGAAGGUUCAGGCUUUUGAAAGCUCAUACGAAUCCAAAAUAGGGAAGACUUUGUAUGAUGAAAUUACAGAAAAUCUUUUCUCAUUUUUUGAGGAUCUUCUUAAAGCACAUGGACCACUUCAUAUAGAGGAUGGUAAGCUUACCUCCAUGAUUGAAGAUUUCCCAAAGGAUGCUAAGGAAAAAAUAGAACAAGUGGGAGGACUUAGCAAUUUUCUUAAACAGUCACUGAAAUUUGCAAUGAUAGAUGACAUUGUGUGUUUGUUAAAGGAUUCAGUGAAAGCUAGGGAAAUAUCACUGGCUCGUGGCCAGGCUAGACAGACGUUAAUCAUGAGUAACUCAAAUAAUGUGUGGAAAACAGUAGGAAAACAUUCAAACUCUGCUAGAAGUGAUAAUCAAAGUGAUAUAUUUUCUCCUUCAACUUCUUUCAAUUCAUCUGCAAGUUGUGUGACAAGUGAAGAAAAAAUCAAAACAUUCCCCAGUCCCUACCCUGUGAUUGCAUCAGGUGUGGAUUCAUUGGACGACUUUGGUAGUGUAAUAAAAAAAGGAUCCAUCGCAAGUUUGGACGAUGAUUUUGACUUGGGGCCAACAAGAUCAGGCUCCAAAAUGGACAGCAUUGAUGACAUUCAUUUGAUAUCACCAACAAAAAAGAAGAAAAAUAAGAACAAGAUAAGUCCGAAGGAUCUAGAUGCUAUAGAUUCUCUGUCUUCAUCCUCUGAUAGUGACAGUGAUUCAGCAAGUGAUGAUGAGACAGAGAGCCUGAAUUCAGAUUUUUCUAGCACAAGAUCAGGCAGAGCCUCCUCCAGUGUCAAGCUUCAGACUGAAAAUGGAAGAGUAGGUGACUUAAAACAAAACCUGGAUGUAUCCAGUCGGAGUAGUUCCAAGUCGGAUCUGAGUGAAAGAUCCGGAAGUGAUUUGUCGUAUGAUCUUAUGGCAAAGGCCUAUAGGAGUUCUCCUGUGGCAUCCACAUUUGUGAAGGACAAAUCUUUUUUCAUGUCUAGUUCCCCUACAGUGUCUGAGAAUGGACGUGCUUCAGAUAAAACUUGGCAAGGACUUGCAGUGCCACAGCCUCUAAAAAUCCCUUCUCAGUUCUCUCAGAUGCCCCCUGUUAUGUCACUUCAGUCAGAGGCUAGUAUUGCUGCAGAAAAGGAAAUCAAUAGAAUAGACACUGAGAUGGUUAAGGAGAUUGCAGAUGAUGUGGUUGAAAGACUCUUCUUGGGGAAGAAUGUUUCCCCUGCAGAACGUCAAGAGACAUAUAACCGUGUUACACAAGAUAUAUGGAAAGACUUCAAGAAAAAGCAAAGUUCAGUUUCUUCAGUUUGGCCAUUAGACAACAAGUCUCUGUACUCACAAAUGUCUAUGAGCUCUUUGGAUAAAAGACAGAAGAAAAAUUAUGCUGAACAUUUCAUGAAAAGUCAUUAUCAGAAAAAUUUGACGGACCCUUUGCAACAAACACCAAGCUGUCAUCCACCCUCAACUUCCACUUUCCCUUAUUCUAGCAAACCUCCUAUAUCCACAGUUGACAACAGUUUUCCAGCUUUACACACAAUGGAGAGAAUUCCCCCUCCCCUUUCUUUACCCAUUUCUUUGUCAACGGUCAACAGUUACAAUUCAAACGCACCACUUUCUACAGUGAACCCAAGUAUCUGGUCAAGUACUUCAGAGACUAGUGUCAGUGAGGGUAUUUCUUGUAUUCCAAAUGUUUCAAAUUUUUCUACUCCCCCACCCCCUUUAAAUCUUCCGUCUUUUGCAUCCGGACCAUUUAGUAGUAUAUCUAUAGGGACGUCAGUGACUGAAUCAUCUGUUUCGUCUACUCUGUCCACUGUUUUUGGGAGUCAUGCUGAUAAAGGCAGUCAAAUCUGUGUGGAAAAACGAGACAGUGAGAUGAACACUGAUCCGUAUGAGCCAUACAGGAUAGAAUAUUUACGUAGUCAAGAGGAUUGUGAACAAAUGAAGAACAAUAUGGCCAGAUUGCAGUCUCAAGUCCAGGAACGAGAUGCGAUGCUAAGGGAAUGGACCAUUAAAGCACAGUCCUUGGAAACAGACUUCAAAGGGAGAUCACUACAACUGGAGAUGGAGAAAAGAAAAUUAGAAGAUAAAGUUAGGAUAUACGAACAAGAAAUUUCCCAUCUUAAAACGGAGCUUACCAACCAGUCCUCUGUUAUUCUAGACUUACGGGAGAAGAAAAAUCAAACAGACCAGAGAUAUCUUGAUCUUCAAAAACAACAACAUGAUGAGAGAUAUCGAACAUCACAACUAGAUCUAGAGAAAUUGGAGGCUGUAAGAAACAGAGAGGAACUACGAAAGCUCAGAGAAGAAGAAAGUGAACGGGCAAUCAGAGCAGAGGUUGAAUUGCUGCAAGUCAAGAAAAAUUUUACAUUACAAAUGCUGGAGAGAUCAAAAAUGGAAUACAUGGUGUAUAAGAAUAAAGUCUCUGUGAUUGUCAAAAGGCGGGAGGAUGAGGGUAGGACUUUACCUAUAGGCCUUAAGCAACACCUAGAUCAGUACGAAGGAAUUAUACAGAAAUGUGAGGAAACCAUUAGUAGGCUGAAGAUUGACUUUGAUGAGCAUAUACGUCAGAUCCAAGGAGGGAAGCGGAUGAGUGAGCUGCCCCAGAUUUUCAUUCCUCCUCCUCCCCCGCCACCACAGAUGCCCAAUUUGGACUUGCUAACAGGACAGACUAUGACAAGCACUGCCAGUGCUCCUUCAUUACUAGCCUUAGCCAGUGGUUCUCUUUCUGGUGGUUCCAUGCCAAAAUCAUCACCAUCCCCACCUCUGAGUUCCUCCCAGUCAUCAGCCUCCAAUAUUCUACCUCCCUCUAUCCCCAGCGUACAGGCAGUUCCGCAGCCCAAGCCUCUUGGAUUACCCACAGGUGUUGCAGGAUUGUCUCAGCGCCCCCUUGUUACCCCACCUAUCAGCUCUAUGGUACCUUCCAUGUCACAGGGGGCAGGGCCCCAAACACAGCACAAGACCAGUAAUUUUGACAAACUGAUCAUAAAACUGCAGAUGGCUUUUCCUAAAUACAACAGAGCUGUUUUCACACAGCUGAUACAGGAGCUGCGGACAAACAGAGGGGGGUCUCUCUCUGGUAUGACUCUGGACGAGAUUGUGUCCCAGAUAACGGACCUUAUACAUCACCACGAGAGACAGCAGGGCAAGAAGCCUUCUGUAGUAGCCACGCAACAGGAUACAGUAUCUCAAGGAUAUCCUGAUGACCGUAAUAGAUCCCCUGCACCUCCUGGCCUCCCAGCCUCGUGGGGACUCCCUGUGACUGACCUGUCAAGUCUGGGGAUCACCAGUGAAGUAUUUGAGGAGGAGGAGGACCCUUGUGUGAUCUGCCAUGAGGAGAUGACCAUCGACACAACAGUCAUGCUGGAGUGUAAACACAGAUUUCAUGAUGAGUGUAUCAGGAAAUGGCUGAGAGAACAGAGCACCUGUCCUAACUGUCGACCAAAGGUCAUCCUAAAAUCCAUAUCUGGAGAGUUUCGUUCAGGGGAAUUAACUGCCAUUAUGGGACCAUCAGGAGCAGGCAAAUCUUCUCUAAUGAAUAUAUUAGCAGGAUAUAGAACUCUAAAUGUGACUGGAAAGAUCCAUGUGAAGGGUAAAGACAGAGAUUUACGGACGUUUCGCAAGAUGUCUUGCUACAUUAUGCAAGACGAUCAUCUCCUCCCUCAUCUAACUGUGGAGGAGUCCAUGAUGUGCUCAGCAAAUCUAAAACUCACUGAAAAAAUGUCCACAAAAGAAAAAGAAGAAAGGGUGGAUGAGAUCUUAGAAACUCUGGGACUGUUGGAAACCAAGAAGACUAGAACUAGUAAUUUAUCUGGGGGCCAGAGGAAGCGACUAUCCAUUGCUCUGGAGCUGGUGAACAACCCUCCCCUUAUGUUCUUUGAUGAGCCCACAAGUGGGUUGGACAGUGCCUCUUGUUUCCAGUGUGUCUCCCUCCUGAAGUCUCUAGCUGCGGGGGGACGGACCAUCAUCUGUACAAUUCACCAACCCAGUGCAAAACUCUUUGAAAUGUUUGACCAUCUGUACAUGCUUGCUGAAGGUAACUGCAUAUACAGAGGAACCAUUAAGGACCUUAUCCCAUACUUUUCCUCACAGUCUCUGAUGUGUCCCCAGUAUCAUAACCCAGCUGAUUAUGCUAUGGAGGUAGCCUCUGGAGAAUAUGGUGAAGAAAAAGUCAUCAAGUUGAUUUCCUCUAUACACAAUGGAAAAUGUGAGGAGAUUGCUCAGAGGAAUGCUAAGCUUGGGGAGGGAAGCAGGACCCCCUCUCCACCAGCUACACCUAAUAACUACUCUCAGGGAAAUGGGGUCAUUCCCACCACACCUCAGGAAUCAGAAAAACAGAGUCUGCUAGGGGAGGAGUGUGAAAGAUUUACCAAUGGAAAAGUUUUACAAUCCAAUGGUUCCCUAAAGUCUAAAAAGGACCAGGAUGUCCAGGAUCAGGAGUGUCACACAUUUGCCACCAGCUGUUUUACACAGUUCAGGAUCCUGUUUGUCAGAACUCUGCUGUCCAUACUCAGGGACACGACUUUGACCCGGCUACGUUUGAUUUCUCACCUUACUGUGGGGAUCCUGAUUGGCUUGCUGUACCUAGGGAUCGGGAAUGAAGCCAGUAAAUGGCUGAACAAUGCCAGCUUCUUAUUCUUCUGCAUGCUUUUCCUAAUGUUCACCGCUCUCAUGCCCACAGUCAUGACUUUUCCAAUAGAAAUGGCUGUGUUUGUGAGGGAACACUUGAACUACUGGUACAGUGUAAAGGCUUACUACUUGGCAAAGACCAUGGCAGACAUGCCAUUCCAGAUAAUUUUCCCACUGGUGUAUGGCAGUAUAGUGUACUGGAUGACAUCACAGCCGAAUGAUUUCUCGAGGUUUGUGAUGUUCCUUACCCUGGCAACACAGACUUCACUGGUGGCUCAGUCCUUGGGGCUCCUCAUCGGGGCAGCAACAUCACUACAGGUGUCUGUGUUUCUGGGACCAGUGACGGCUAUUCCUAUCCUGCUAUUCAGUGGCUUCUUUGUCAAUUUUGACACAAUACCUGUGUAUCUACAGUGGCUUUCUUAUAUAUCUUAUGUCAGGUACUCAUUUGAGGGAGUUCUACAAGCUAUAUAUGGUUUUGGCAGAGACACCUUAGAAUGUGAUAAACAGCCAUGUUACUUCAGUAAACCAGAGGAAAUUCUGGAACAAAUGGAUGUACAAAAUGCCAAAUUCUACAUCGACUUCAUUGUCCUGUGUGCAUUCUUUAUUAUUCUCAGAGUUGGUUGUUAUUUUGUCCUGAGAUGGAGAGUCAAAGCAGAGCGAUGAUUAUUUAAAAAUAUUUUCAGA